Molecule: messenger RNA, 2590 nt
Organism: Vespula vulgaris
Lineage: Eukaryota; Metazoa; Arthropoda; Insecta; Hymenoptera; Vespidae
Gene: Noc2
Product: nucleolar complex protein 2 homolog
Exons: 12
Coding region: 215-2410 (731 amino acids)
Biological process (GO): ribosomal large subunit biogenesis; negative regulation of transcription by RNA polymerase II
Cellular component (GO): Noc1p-Noc2p complex; Noc2p-Noc3p complex; nucleolus
Molecular function (GO): histone binding; transcription corepressor activity
Source: RefSeq, a predicted model, not a curated record
AAAAUGAUUAUUCAAUUGGUAGAAAUCAUUAAGUCAAUUCUCAUGAGUAUUUUAUGAUAUUUUUCAACUAAAUUAAUUUUUUGUCUAUCUGUUAUGAUGGUUAUUCAGUGUUGAUGGGUUAACCACGUGGUAUUGUACCUGUUAAAUACUAAUAACAUAUUUUUACAGUAAACAACAUAAUCUAAGUAACAUAAUCUAGUUUUAAUAAUACACAAUGAAAGUGAAGAAGAUGAAGAAAGGAAUAAAAAAAUCAAAUAAAUCUGUUACAAAAAGAAAAAAGUCUGAGAGUAAAGUUUCUAAGAACGAAUUUUUUGAAGAGGAUUUUGAAGACAAUGAUAGUAAUGAGGAUAAUGAUUGGCAGAAUGAAAAAACAGGCAAUAAAAAGGUUAAAAGAGUCGAUGAUAUUGAAAGCAGUGAUAGCGAUAUGGAUCCAGAAGAACACAAGAAAUCAUUGAUGAAACUAAAGGAAACAGAUCCAGAAUUUUAUUCUUAUUUAAAAGAAAAUGAUAAAAAUCUAUUAGAUUUUAAUUUAUCCGAUACAGAUAACGAUAAUGAAUCUGUUGCUGAUAGUGAUAAUGAAUCUGUAUUACAUCACAAACCUAAUGAUAAGUUAGAGGUUGCUAGCGAUGAAAGUGAUUUUGAACCUGAAGAUAAUAACGGUAUACCAUCUGGCGGUCGAACAAAAGUUACGUUGCAAUUACUAAAAGUUUGGCAGAAUAAUAUUGAGAAUGACAAAACAUCCAAGUCUAUUAAAAUUGCAGUCGAAGCUUUCCAUGCCGCGUUGCAAACUGUAUCAGAAACGCAAGAUGAAAAUGCUACAAAAUUUAAAGUAGAAGGAAGUGCAAUAUUUAAUGGAGUCAUUCAAUUAUGUAUAAUGCAUUUACCUAAUGCAUUCAGACGUUUUUUAAAAUUGGGUACUAAUGCACAAUUUGCAGCACAUAAAUGCAAAAGAUUUAUUAAAGUGAAAGGUUCAUUAAAAUUAUAUUUAACUGAUUUAAUUACGAUUUUACGAAAUGUUUCAUCAGCUAACAUUCAAACAAUACUUUUAAAACAUUUACAUGAAAUGUUACCAUAUAUUCAAUCAUUUUCCUCAUUAAAGAAACCAUUAUUGAGAGUUUUAUUAAAAUUUUGGUCAACUGGCGAAGAAACUGUCAGAGUUGUUGCAUUUUUAUGUAUAUUACGUAUUGCAACUAGUCAUAAAGAAUCUAUACUUGAGAUAUUAUUAAAGUCAAUGUACGUAAAGUACGUAGAAAAUUCCAAAUUCGUAUCACCGAACACUUUGCCAGGAAUAAAUUUUAUGAGACAUUCUUUAACAGAGAUUUAUCUAUUAGAUUGUGAUUUUGCUUACAGUCAUGCCUUUUUAUAUAUCAGACAGCUUGCUAUUCAUUUAAGGAAUGCAAUAACUUUGAAGAAAAAGGAAAAUUUUCAAGCAGUAUAUAAUUGGCAGUAUAUAAAUUCAUUAUCUUUCUGGUCUAAAUUAAUAACAUUAUCAAAAAAGCAAUCAAUGUUGCAUUCUUUGUUAUAUCCUUUAGUACAGAUUAUUAUUGGAACAAUUAAAGUAAUACCAACUCAACAAUAUUACCCUUUACGUUUCCACUGUUUACAAAUGUUAACUAACAUUUCUAAAGAAACAAAUACUUUUAUACCCAUUUUACCAUUUCUAUUGGAGAUAUUAUCAUCUUAUGAUUUUAAUACAAAGCAUAAAGCUGUAUCAAUGAAACCAAUAUCUUUAAUUUGUAUAUUAAGAAUGUCUAAGUCUCAGUUACAAGAGAAUGGUUUUAAAGAUAGUAUAAUUGAUGCUAUCUAUCGAUUAAUAUUGGAAAAUGCAGCAAAGGAUAGCCAUUUAAUAUGUUUUCCCGAUUUAUAUGUUCCUUGUAUAAUACAAUUGAAAACAUUUUUGAAAAACUGUCAUGUUGCAAAUUAUUGUAAAAAAGUAAAGCAAUUGCUAGAAAAAAUAGAAGAAAAUUCAAAACAUAUAGAAAGUGAAAGAUCCAAGGAGAUAUUCGAUUUGAAGAAUAUGACAGAAAUCGAAAAUUGGGAAAAUAAAAUAAAAAUUCAGGGUACAGCUUUAGCGAAAUUUUAUAAUUCCUGGAUUAAGAUUCAUCAAGCUCAAAAACUAAAACAUUUAACGAAAAAUGAUGAAAUUAGUGAAUAUAAUUUACCAAGUUUAAGGAAACCAAAAAGGAAGAAAUCAAACGAAGAAGAUAUAAGUAGCGAAGAAGAAAGUGACUUUGAAUUACGAAUAAAAGGAACGGAAGAAGAGAAAGUAGACGAUAUAUCUGUAAAGAGAUGUAAUAAAAAGUCAAAGAAGAAAACAAAAGUAAUAAAUAAAAAAGUACCUGCAGAAGACGACAUACCUACAGAAAAUACAGAUAUUGUUAUGGAUAUUAAUAGCGAUGACUGGGAAUAAGUGUAGUAUUCUCAUAAUAAUUUCAAUAACUUUGUCACUCUAAAGAAAACAAAAAAAUCUAACUAGACAUACAAACGAUACAAAUAUCAGAUAUUUUGAAUGUAGAUCAUUUAUUGAUUUCAUCAUUGAUAUUUCAAACUAUGUCGAAAGUAUUUACAGAAUAUACAUACACAACACGUA